Molecule: messenger RNA, 1218 nt
Organism: Histoplasma capsulatum G186AR
Lineage: Eukaryota; Fungi; Ascomycota; Eurotiomycetes; Onygenales; Ajellomycetaceae
Product: pre-mRNA-splicing factor slt11
Exons: 1
Coding region: 1-1218 (405 amino acids)
Cellular component (GO): U2-type catalytic step 2 spliceosome; Prp19 complex; U2-type catalytic step 1 spliceosome
Molecular function (GO): pre-mRNA binding; U6 snRNA binding
Source: RefSeq, a predicted model, not a curated record
AUGCCCCCUCCUCAGAUAAAACAAGAUAUCAACCGGUCUGGCUGGGAGACAACAGAUUUCCCCUCUGUCUGCGAAUCAUGUCUUCCUGACAACCCUUACGUCCAAAUGCUCAAGGAAGACUAUGCCGCUGAGUGUAAAAUAUGCACCCGCCCAAUGACCAUGUUCCAAUGGAAACCAGAUCGCACAGCACGCACAAAACGGACAAAUAUCUGCCUGACAUGCGCUCGACUGAAGAACUGUUGUCAGUGUUGCAUGCUGGAUCUGUCCUUCGGCCUGCCUAUCGUUGUUCGAGAUGCGGCCUUGAAGAUGGUGGCGCCAGGGCCGCAGAGCUCGAUAAACAGAGAAUACUACGCACAGGAACACGAGAAGGAGAUUGAGGAAGGGAGAGGGGCAGUGGAGGAAUACGAAAAGACUGAUGAGAAGGCUAGAGACCUGCUGCGGAGGCUGGCGAAUAGCGAACCAUACUACAAGCGUCAACGAAGGAUGGAUAACACCAACACCAGGAACAGAGAGAACGAAGAUCUGCAAGAAGAGGGAAGCUCAGGACAAAGGCAAAUAGGAUACGGACCGGGACCAAACACCGGAGGAUCUACUCCGGGGCCCAUUCGAAGCAGCGAUAUUAGGCGUGGCGGGCCUCAUGGCCGCGGAAGAGGAGGAGGGAUGCGGGGCGGGCGUGGUCGUGGUGGUGGACGAGGUUUUCCCAGCGUCACCCAACUCCCUCCAGGACCCCAAGACAUCCUUCCCCCCGACGAUCCGAACAUAACCUCUCUUUUCAUCACCGGUGUCGAAGACGACCUCCCCGAACACGCCCUUCGCACUUUCUUCACCGAAUUCGGCACCCUGCGCUCCCUCAUCUGCUCACACCGCUCACACUGUGCUUUUAUUAAUUACGCGUCGCGAGAGGCGGCGGAGAAAGCCGCAAACCAUUGUCAAGGCAAAGCCGUGAUACAGGGCUGCCCCUUGCGUGUGCAGUGGGGUAAACCGCGACCGUUGGAUAAUAUGGAAAGGGAGGAGAGAAUGCAGUAUGCACGGCAGGGACGGGCGGUGGUCCCUAGAAAGAAUCAAGGCGCAGGAGGUGCAGGGAGAACCAAUAAUGAAGCUGCUCUUGGUGGGAGUGCGGGGGUGACUGGGCAAGAGGAACAGCACCAGCCAUCGUUUGUCGUCGCGCCGCCGCCGGGGAGUGGGGAGGUGCAGUAUGCUAGUUUGGCGGGUGAUUGA